This is a messenger RNA of Talaromyces atroroseus, 1404 nucleotides long. RefSeq lists its product as hypothetical. The coding region runs from base 1 to 1404 and encodes 467 amino acids. The transcript has a single exon. The record is from RefSeq and is a predicted model, not a curated record. Lineage: Eukaryota; Fungi; Ascomycota; Eurotiomycetes; Eurotiales; Trichocomaceae.
AUGUCAACCCAAACCCCCAAAUCCGAAAACAUCAGCGUCAGUAUCAACUCAGCUGCACAAACCUCACCCAAAGAUAUACCCGCAGCAGAACAGCUUCCUCUCGAUGAUGUCCCUGUCAAACGGCAGUUCUUCCGCUCCACGCUCUUCCAGCUCCUGGUCGUCAGCCUGUGCGCCUUUACCUCGCCGGGCAUCUGGUCGGCCAUGAAUGGACUCGGCGUCGGCGGGUCAGAAAGCCCUGACCUGGUCAACGCGGCGAAUGCAAUUCUCUAUGCCAUCAUGACCGUGACCUGUUUUGCAGGCCCCUUUGUCACAAAUUUACUAGGCUUCCGAUGGACCCUUUCUCUCGGCUCGGUCGGCUAUCCUCUAUAUGCUGCCGGGCUGUACGUGAACAACCGCUCCGGAACGACGUGGUUUGUCUACUUCGGCGCUGCCGCGUGUGGCCUCUCUGCCGGUCUAUUUUGGUCGGUCGAAGGUGCCAUCGCAACGGGGUAUCCGGAGGCAUAUAAACGGGGCAGAUACCUCGCGACCUGGUUCUCGUUCCGGAACAUGGGGAACGUUAUUGGCGGCGCUGUUUCGCUUGCCCUCAACCACAACGCUAAUCAAAAGGGGGAAGUGGGAUACCAGCUGUAUCUAGCAUUUAUCGCCAUACAAUGCCUUGGGUUUUUGAUUGGGUUGUUAUUGUCGAACCCCGAGAAAGUGCAACGAGACGAUGGUACUAAAAUCAACGCUCCUAGGGGCACGGAUUGGAGAACUGAGCGGAAAGCAAUGUGGCACUUGGCUCGGAGCAGAUCAAUCUUGCUACUGGCGCCGUUGUUUUGGUACUUUGGCUGGAUGCAGGCAUACCCGGGCACAUACCUCGAAACAUACUUCACAGUCAGGGCCCGAUCCCUGGGCAGCUUUUUAUCGGCCAUUGUCAUGACACUGUCGACAUGGCUGGCUGGAACACUAGUUGAUCUGCGCUGGCACAAGAAUCGAAAAGUCCGUGCAGUCGCUACAUACACCCUCAUAGCAGCAAUCAACAGCGCCACGUGGAUAUGGGCAGUGUACAUCCAAGACGAGUAUCGAAAAACCGACCCUACACUGGACUGGGGCUCUCCGGCUUUUGGAAGGGGCUUUGGGCUCUAUAUGCUUCAGUCGGUCAGUUUGGCCACGGUCGAGAACUACAUCUACUGGUGCAUCAGCAACCUCUCAGACUCUCCCGGUGGGCAGAUACGCUAUAGCUCUUUGUUGCGAGGGAUCGAAACUGCGGGCGUGGCAGUGUCGUUUGGAGUUCAGGCAGUACCCACGGCGCUCAUAGUCACGGCAGGCCUCAAUCUCGGCUUCUGGUGCGUGGCCUUGCCAUUUAGCUACUAUGCCACUCUGCAGGUUGUGCGGAAAUUCCGAAAGCUGGAUGUGUUUGGAUAG